AUGACAUCAAUCGCUGGUUUCGGGUACUUCUACGUGUACACCGUCUCAAUGGUCUGGAUGGUAUUUUUCCACUACGGAAAAUCUGGCAUGUGGACUGAAGUUGCUGUGGUACUUUCUCUGAGUGCUUGCAGCGUCAUAUGCGUCACUAAGAAAGAAAUUAAAGAAACCGUUAAAAAGUUUCUAAAAUGCGAUGCUCAAGUGAUACCAGAUACGAGAUUUGCAAAGAAUCUACUAAUGCGACUUAGAGUCAUCAAGAAGCGUGCUACAGUCAUCUGGCUCUCCAUAGUGAUAGAUGGCAUUAUUUAUAUUCUGAUACCUUUUGUACGACCUGGAAGACAUUUUACUACGGAACUAUAUCUCAUUUACGGACUCGUCCCAAUGUUGGAACCACCCAAUUAUGAAAUUGCUUUAUUCCUUACAACAGUCACCACUGGCUUCGGUGUUUAUACUAUGGUUAGUGUAGCCACAUACAUUAUUGUAAUAGUUGGUUAUGCAGAAGCUCAAUUGUAUGCACUGAGCGAAGAAUUACGAAAUGUCUGGUUUGACAGCCAACAUUACUACGAUGAAAUGAAACUAAAGAUAAACGAAAAUAUCGAGAUUAAACAUAGAAUAUUGAACGAGUUUGUCAGAGUCCGUUUGAGAGACAUCAUCAGAUUUCAUAAAGUCAAUAUUAAUUUAGUCCACGAGUUAGAUCAAGAAUUUCGUAAUACCUUAGGCUUAGAGUGUUUGUAUCAUGGGCUUCUCAAUAAUAUG
Brenthis ino (lesser marbled fritillary) is the source of this 753-nucleotide messenger RNA. NCBI's taxonomy places the organism in Eukaryota, Metazoa, Arthropoda, Insecta, Lepidoptera, Nymphalidae. The record is from the annotation of a GenBank genome assembly.